AUGGAUCCUCUGUCCAUCGCUGCGAGCACCGCCGGAUUGCUCACCCUCACGGCCCAAAUCAUAACGCGGGGCUAUGCGUGCAUGAUGCGACUGAAGAGCAACGACGACGAUGUCCGCACAGCCGUCAACGACGUCUCUAGCUUCUCGGGGAUCCUCAUGGCAAUCGAGUCGCAAUGCAAAGAGCGCGGUGACGACAUUGCCUCGCCUAUGAGUCACCUCAUCAUCAAGAAUCAACCAUUAUGGAAGAAGAAGGUCGAUGAGUGCGAAGCGGUGCUGGUGGAGAUGCUUGAAAUCCUGGGCACACUCACCAAGGCGAACAAGGCACAAUUGCUUGUCAAGGGCAACAGCCUUUGGGAGAAGCUUCAGAAAUCUACCACUCAGAUCGAGACUUCAAAGAGCUUCUUUAUAUUAUGUUUGCAACUACAGAAUAAAUUUACGGACGAGGCAACGAAAUCGCAAGACCAGCUUCUCGGGGCUCUCAUCACACAGCUUCUUGAUAACCUGCCAGAAGACUCGCCUCUUCCUGAUAGCCUCACCUCGAUGAUGAAACGAUCUCGAUUCUCGUCAUAUCCCCGCGUCUCAAGACUCAAACCGGUCUUCUUAGAGCUUUGCAAAGCUCACGCAACAGUCUACAUCGUUGUUGACGGUUUGGAUGAACUUGAAAAUCUCAGAGACAUCCUAGGUAUCUUUCGAUCUCUCAAUAUGUCACAGACCACUUCGAUAAAGCUUUUCGUCUCCAGCAGACCAAACACAGAGCUGAAGACUGCCUUCGCAUCAUACAUCAAUGUUGAGAUCUUGCCCGAAGAUGUUGAGUCUGACGUACAAAUGUUUGUGCGUGAUAACUUGGAGGAACUCCUCUCUGGGAACGAAGAGGAAAUAGACCCUGGUCUACUUGUUAUGGAACUCGCCACGCGAGCUGGUGGCAUGUUUCUCUGGGCUGUAUGUCAGGUCCAAUACCUGUCGCGUAUUAGGACCACCAUCACCCCGGAUCUCAUCGCAACACUACCACCAGCACUCGAGAGCAUCUUCGAGAACGUACUCAUGACGCUCGAAGACAAGGACCGGAAGAUGACUCUCCGCAUAUUGCAACUGGUCAUGUUUGCAAUGAGACCCUUAGAUCUCUCCGAAAUUGACGAGGCCAUAGCGAUUUCACCCUCCAGCAAAAGUCUAGCCGGGCUGCUUCGCCUGCGCCAGAAAGAUGUCAUACUGGAACUGUGUGGUUGUAUGCUCUCUCAGUCGCCUCGAACCAAGAAGAUCCAGCUUGCACACAGUUCAGUUUACGAAUUUCUCACUCGGAAGACGACUGAGUCCAGUGCGGUCCACGACCAUUUCCACUUCGACGACAUGACUUCGCAUAGAGAGCUCUUUGUGACUUGCGUUCGGUACCUCAGCAUGAACGAUUUCGACUCGGACACAUUUCGGGAGACAUUUCGCCUCGCUCAAGAUGGGGGCCACGCCGACUCGGAUCUGCAGGCUUUUGCAAAGGCACCAUUCCUCGAUUAUGCCGUCAGCCACCUCAUUUCUCACAUGAAGAAAAUUGAACUUGCGAAUGAUUCCGAUAACCGCGGUUCUAUGGGUUUAGCCGAGAAGUUCUUCUUUGAAGAUAGCUCCACGUUUACGUCUUGGCUCUUGGUUCGACAAUAUCUUGAUGGCACGUACAGAAACCCGCCUGGUAGCAACGCAUAUCAUAUUGCUGCCAUUUACGGCAUUGAACAGGUCUUUGGCUUGGGUCCUGAUCAGUACGGCCUCAAAGCACAAACCUUAGACGGCAGAAAUGUGCUGCAUCUCGCACUAGAGAACCAGCAGUGGGAGAUCGUUGACGCAAUUCUGCGUCUGGGGUUGGGAGAUCUCCUUAGCGACUUCGAUAAGCAAGGACGCUCUCCUCUGCACGUUACGGUUGAGCUCGGCAAUACCUUCAUGGUUCAGCGCCUCAUAGAAGGAGGAGCAGACCCCAACCUCGCCAGUCCCCUCAACCAGGGCCGAACUCCAAUCUUCAUGGCUGUAGAAAACAAGUGGGAUGAGCUCACCGAGUAUCUCUCAGGCAAAGCCAAUCUAGAUAUUUGCCUUGACGAUGGACGCUCGCUCCACCACGUAGCCGCGCAGUCUGGAAGCCCCGAAUGGAUCACCGCGUUAGAGGGUAGUCAUGGAGGCAGUACAACGACGCCGAGCCCUGCCAACCGUGUCGGUAGCGUAAGACGCGACGAUAACGGCUGGACACCUCUCCAUUACGCGGCAGAUCUUGGGCAUACAGACAUUAUUCCCAGGCUCAUGGCCAGUGGAUAUGCGGCUAAUGAGGUGGACAAGAACGGUUGGACUCCGUUGCACGCAGCGAUUCGAAGGCGCUUUAUCAAAAGCGCUAAAGCGUUACUAGAUCGUAUGGCGCCUAUGCCUCUUAGUGACGAUUCUGUCAGCAGACUCCGAACCAACAGGCCCGGCUCCUCCAUGACAGUUCCUGAGCCAUAUGAUUACUAUGGCCUACAAACGGACACAAGCUCCUUCACAUUUUCCAACCCUUCAGCGUCGCGGCCUUCAGAAUCCGGAAAAUAUGGUGCUCAUUUCAAUCCGAGAAAUGAGCCAACGCCUGUGGCCGCCAGUCAGCCACAACCAGCAUACACUUACAAUAGCCUACGCUCACAGCUCACCGCCCCAAUCUCAGGUCUUCUGUCGGCUGUUACCGGGAGAGCAGCGCGGCCACCUGGGGGCGAUCCGGCGACGAGUCAACUAAACAGAAUACCAACAUCGCCAGAGCCAGCGGUCAGCCUGCGGCGAAAUCCACGACCUGGGGGCGGAGACGACAGGUUCCCUUCUAGCUCUUCGACCAGGGAAGCUUUGCGGCAUCGAGCCUUGUCACCACUUUAUGUGGCCGUUGCAGAUGCAUACACGGAAGGCGUCGAACUCCUCGUCAAGCAUCGAGCCAAGCUUCCGGCCUGGGGCCUGACGGAGGAGGAAAAGGCCAAGUGUCUUAAAAUGGCGCUCGAAAUAUCCAAUACUUCCAUUGCCAUGCCUCUUCUCGAGCUCUUUGGGGAGGAGAACAUUUGGGAUGCCAUACCGCAGUUGAUUGUAACAGGAAACGACGAAAUCAUUGGCAAAGUCAAGGCCCGUAUCUCAGAAGAAACGGCUUACAAAGUGCUGAUUGGAAAGGGCCUGCACACUAAACAAAUCGACAUGGUUAGCUUCGUCCUGACGACGUGGCCGAAGCCCUUCGCGGAUUUGGCUGUAUUGGCAGUUGAACUUUGCGCUGCUAGUAUGCCGAAUCAGGACACAGCGACCUCUGAACUGCUUGAAACCAUGGUCCAAAAGUACGUUGCUGAUUUCAUCCGUGACACCGAUCAAGCCGCACAAGACGGGAAACAGUCAUCGCUCCUGACACAAGCUCUGGAGGGGAGACAUUUGAGGGCCGCGACAGUACUCAUUGACAGGGGCGCCGAUCUGCAUGUUCGAAAUAGAGAAGGCGAAACCCCGUUGCUCUCUCUGCCGCGUAUCAUACCCGCAUAUGCGAGGAAGCCCACAACACUCGAUACCUUAACCUAG
This is a messenger RNA of Verticillium alfalfae VaMs.102, 3531 nucleotides long. RefSeq lists its product as hypothetical. The coding region runs from base 1 to 3531 and encodes 1176 amino acids. The transcript has 3 exons. NCBI's taxonomy places the organism in Eukaryota, Fungi, Ascomycota, Sordariomycetes, Glomerellales, Plectosphaerellaceae. Gene Ontology annotation, molecular function: protein binding. The record is from RefSeq and is a predicted model, not a curated record.